AACUGCGUGUGCGUGUCCCCGGUCCUUUCCCAGUUCUGCGAGGAGUUCAAGGAGAAGUGUCCUAUCUGCGUGCCCUGCGGGCUGAAGCUGGCGGAGAAGACGCAGACGGCCAUCGUCCGGCACUUCGGCCUGCAGAUCCUGGAGCAUGUGGUCAAGUUCCGCUGGAACAAUAUGCCUCGCCUAGAAAAAGUUUAUCUAAAGAACAAUGUCAUGGGCCUCAUAUCCAGUGGAACUCAAAGUAUUCUGGAGGAGGAAAGUCACAUUAAGGAUGUUCUGUCUCGCAUUGUGGUGGAGAUGAUCAAGCGCGAAUGGCCUCAGCACUGGCCUGACAUGCUAAAGGAGCUGGAUACCCUCUCCAAGCAAGGGGAAACUCAGACGGAACUGGUGAUGUUCAUCCUCCUACGUUUGGCAGAGGAUGUGGUGACUUUUCAAACUCUGCCUACGCAGCGGCGACGAGAUAUCCAGCAAACCCUCACCCAGAACAUGGAGAAGAUCUUCAGCUUCCUACUAACUACCCUGCAGCAGAAUGUCAACAAGUACAGACGCAUGAAGACUGAUCUGGCUCAGGAGCCAAAGGCCCAGGCAAACUGCCGCGUGGGGAUAGCAGCACUCAACACCUUGGCUGGCUACAUUGACUGGGUGGCCCUGAGCCACAUCACAGCAGACAACUGCAAGCUCUUGGAGAUGUUGUGUCUGCUCCUAAAUGAGCCUGAGCUCCAAAUAGGAGCAGCAGAGUGUCUCCUGAUUGCUGUCAGACGGGAGGGUAAGCUGGAGGAUCGGAAGCCUCUGAUGGUCUUGUUUGGAGACGUUGCCAUGCACUACAUUCUCUCUGCUGCCCAGACAGCAGAUGGAGAAGGCCUGGUGGAGAAGCACUAUGUUUUCUUGAAGAGACUUUGCCAAGUUUUGUGCGCAUUGGGCAGCCAGCUAUGUGCGUUGCUAGGCUCAGAUUCUGACGUGGAAACACCAACCAACUUUGGAAAAUACCUUGACUCGUUUUUAGCCUUCACAACCCAUCCCAGCCAGUUCCUGCGCUCUUCCACCCAGAUCACAUGGGGAGCCCUCUUUCGGCAUGAAGUUCUGUCUCGUGACCCCUUGUUGCUGGCUAUGAUUCCGAAGUAUCUCCGUGCAUCUAUGACCAACCUAGUGAAGGUGGGCUUUCCCUCUAAAACAGACAGCGCCAGCUGUGAAUACUCCCGCUUUGAUUUUGACAGUGAUGAGGACUUCAAUGCCUUCUUCAAUUCCUUCCGAGCCCAGCAAGGAGAGGUGAUGAGGAUGGCUUGUCGUCUGGACCCUCGAACCGGCUUCCAAAUGGCCGGUGAAUGGCUGAAGUACCAGCUCACAGCUCCUGUUGAUACUGGACCCAUGAACUCUAAGACAGGCGAAGGUCUCUGCUCCAUCUUCUCUCCAUCCUUUGUGCAGUGGGAUGCCAUGACCUUCUUCUCAGAGAGCGUCAUCAGCCAGAUGUUUCGAACCCUGGAUAAAGACGAAAUCCCAGUGAAUGACGGCAUAGAUCUGCUGCAGCUUGUCCUUAAUUUUGAAACAAAGGAUCCUCUCAUCCUGUCCUGUGUGCUCACCAAUGUCUCUGCUCUCUUCCCAUUUGUCACUUACCGACCAGAAUACCUACCGCAAGUACUUUCCAAGCUGUUCACUUCGGUUACCUUUGAAGUUAUAGAAGAAAGUAAGGCUCCUAGAACUCGAGCAGUGAAGAAUGUGAGAAGGCAUGCGUGCUCCUCAAUCAUAAAGAUGUGUCGGGAUUACCCUCAGCUUGUCCUGCCAAACUUUGAGAUGUUGUACAACCACGUGAAGCAGCUGCUCUCCAAUGAGCUACUUCUGACGCAGAUGGAGAAGUGUGCUCUUAUGGAGGCCCUCGUCCUCAUCAGCAACCAGUUCAAGGACUAUGAGCGGCAGAAAGCUUUCCUGGAGGAGCUCAUGGCUCCUGUUGCUGGCUUAUGGCUCUCCCCAGAGAUGCAGAGAGUCCUCUCAGAUCCUGAAGCCUUUAUCUCCUAUGUGGGUGCAGACAACAAAAUUGCCGAUCCAGUCUUGGAAGAUCCUAGUGGCCGGAACCGCUCCAGAAUAAGCUUUUGCGUAUACACCAUUUUGGGAGUUGUGAAACGAGCUCGUUGGCCUGCUGCUACUGAAGAGGCAAAAGCUGGAGGAUUCUUGGUGGGAUACAUGCCCAGUGGAAGUCCCGUCUACCGUAAUCCCUGCACUGAGCAGGUCCUGAAGCUUCUUGACAAUUUACUUGCUCUUAUAAGGACUCACAACAAUCUCUACACACCAGAGAUGGUAGCUAGGCUGGGGGAAACGUUUGCAAAGGCCUUAGACAUGCUGGAGGUGGAGAAGAAUGCCAUCCUAGGUCUCCCUCAGCCUCUGCUGGAGCUUUAUGACUCUCCUGUUUACAAAACGGUCUUAGAAAGGAUGCAGGGCUUCUUUUGUACCCUCUACGACAACUGUUUCCACAUCCUGGGAAAUGCAGGCCCCUCCAUGCAACAGGAUUUCUACACCGUUGAGGGUCUCGCCACCCAGCUCCUCAGCUCAGCUUUCAUCAACCUCAACAACAUUCCUGAUUACAGACUGCGUCCCAUGCUCCGUGUGUUUGUGAAGCCCUUGGUACUCUCCUGCCCUUCAGAAUACUACGAAACCCUUGUCUGCCCCAUGCUGGGACCACUCUUUACCUAUCUGCACGUGAGGUUGUCUCAGAAAUGGCAGGUGAUCAACCAACGAAGCAUGCUCUGUGAGGAUGAUGCUGCAGACGACAACCCCGAGUCUCAGGAGAUGCUUGAAGAACAGCUGGUCAGGCUGCUGACCCGAGAAGUCAUGGAUCUCAUCACUGUUUGCUGUGUUUCUAAGAAAGGUGUUGAGCAUAACACUACUGCUGCUGUAGACGGAGACGAUGAUGAGGCGAUGGCCACGGAGGUGACUCCCCCUGCCAGCGCAGAGCUCACCGAGCUCGGCAAGUGUCUGAUGAAGCAGGAGGAUGUUUGCACUGCGCUGCUGAUCACUGCCUACACAUCCCUCUCCUGGAAGGACACCUUGUCCUGCCAAAGAACCACAACACAGCUUUGCUGGCCGCUGCUCAAACAGGUGCUUCCAGGAAACCUCCUGCCCGAUGCUGUGUCCUGGUUCUUCACAAGUGUGCUGAAGGGCUUACAGACACACGGGCAGCACGAUGGCUGCAUGGCAGCUCUUGUCCACCUGGCUUUCCAGAUCUACGAGGCCUUGCGCCCUCGCUAUGCUGAGCUGAAGGCAGUGAUGGAGCAGAUCCCAGACAUCCAGAGGGACUCUUUGGAGCAGUUUGAUUCAAAGCUUCUCAACCCAACGCUGCAGAAGGUGGCAGACAAGCGCCGGAAGGAUCAUUUCAAGCGCCUCAUCACAGGUUGCAUUGGGAAGCCCCUCGGGGAGCAGUUCCGCAAGGAGGUUCAUAUCCGGAACCUCCCAUCUCUCUUCAAAAAGGUGAAGCCAUCAUUGGAGACGGAUGUGCUGGAAAACGAGGAUGGAGAGGGCCUCACUGCACUCUUUGAGCCCUGAGCCUGGGAUGCUGCAACCAUCUCCUCCCCUACCUUAUAUUUUGUCUCUCCUCAUAGUAAGCACAUUAGAUUCUCCUCGUCAUCGCCUCCACGAGCGUUCGUCUGAAUAAAGCCCCUUACGGGUCCUGUCCCAUUCUCCCUACGUGGGGAUGGGGCCUGCGGUGGCAUUUGAACCAGUCUAUUAAGCUUUCCCCGAUUCCUUCCCCUCCCCUCCAUUGGAUGAGCAUCUUUAGACCUCUGCUUCUCUGCAAGGUGGGAGCUGAGCCCAUAAACUCCGUUAGGUAAAGCCUGGUCAUCCUGUAGCCUUGGGUCACUCUUGCUCCACUUCUUCAUCCCUUGGGGUUUAGGAUCAAUGCAAAAGGCAGAGUAGUGCGCCAUGUGAAAAGGGGCUACCCUAAUCUUUCUCUGGGUGCUAGUCGCCAGGCUUUUUUAGGGGACACAUCAGACACUCCUGUCGUGCCUAUCAGCACUUGUCCCUAGCGGACUGGUAUUCUGAUGAAUCCGUUUCCCUCCAGGAUGCUGAGCCUUGGGCUGCGGGCUGUGUGCCAGGAAGCCUAGCAGUGCUCUAGGAUCUCCUUCAAGAUCAGCCUUUCUAAGGUGCAGCUGCUCUCUAGGAGGCAGACGCUGUCAUACAUAUAUAUACAUAUAUAUGAUCAUACAGCUUGUUCUACCCAGAGCCAAACGGAAGGCUUUUACUUUGUGCCAGCCUUUCUUGGACAUUUCUCAGGGGGAGCAGGACAGAUUUGUUUGUUUUUUUCUUUUUACCAUGCCCUGUAGACUAGAACAUCGUCGGUGCAGGGUAUACAAAAUCUGGACCAAUAUCUGAAGCACCUGCAAACCAAAAGGGAUCUCCUCACCCUGUUGCUGUGGAGGUGACGGUAGCCCAUGUUUUUACCCAGUCUGGUACUUCUUGGAGAAUUGCGUGGUGGGGCAGGAGGGGUGGGGUUUAUACUGCAGUUUACAGGGGGGGAGCCAGGUCAGAAACUGGGUUUUAGAUGAGGUGGGACUCUUAUCAAACCACUCCAGUCUGCAAAGCUGGUUCUUCUUACAUGACAAAUGGUUCACUCGAUCUAUCCUAGUGUUAGCGCAGGAGCUGGGUCUGUCCAGAGCUAGCUGGCAGUUUUGCCAUCCAGGAGACAGAACAAGUAAUAAACUAUGGCGGGCAGAGAAGGUGGUGUCUCCACUUGGACAGACUGGACAGAAAAGGUGGGGUUGGGAGGGGUGGGAGUGCUGAAGGGAAGAGCAGGCCUUGGGACUCCACUCACCCUCCUGCCCCUGCUGUUCCACCAGCACCCUACACUUUCAUCCUGGCCUCAGAUUUUUUUAACCUCUGAGCUAACAUGGCUCCUGGCUCUAGCAAAGGCUGGGUGUAUUUAUUGUGUUGUGAUAUUUUUAACAUUCUGUGACUUCAUGCUAGAUACAAGGGUUUUUUUUUAAAUGGUUUUUAGAACCUUUUUUGUAGGAAUGUUUAAAUCCGAAGCUGUCUCUGAACUGGUUGUGUUACACCUCUGAGUGUCAGUAAAGCUAUUCCAGUUUCAUAC
Messenger RNA from Pygoscelis adeliae (Adelie penguin), 5068 nucleotides. It is a transcript of the gene XPO5, whose product is annotated as exportin 5. The record is from RefSeq and is a predicted model, not a curated record. Gene Ontology annotation, molecular function: RNA binding; nuclear export signal receptor activity; small GTPase binding. NCBI's taxonomy places the organism in Eukaryota, Metazoa, Chordata, Aves, Sphenisciformes, Spheniscidae. The transcript is spliced from 31 exons. Gene Ontology annotation, biological process: protein export from nucleus; RNA export from nucleus. The annotation marks the transcript as partial. Gene Ontology annotation, cellular component: nucleus; cytoplasm; RNA nuclear export complex.